GAACUAUUUAUGAGCAGACAAUGGCGUCUCUCCUCAACCCUAGUUUUUUCCUUCCUGCGCUGCCGCCCUUCAUCCAUUACAUCUGCUACUCUCCUUGUUUCUCACGGUUUUUCCUUCGAUCUCCCGCCGAAAUGGUUCUUCCCAACGAUAUCGAUCUGCUGAACCCUCCGGCUGAGCUCGAGAAGAGGAGGCACAAGCUCAAGCGCCUCGUGCAGUCUCCAAACUCCUUCUUCAUGGAUGUUAAAUGCCAAGGGUGUUUCAACAUAACCACUGUGUUCAGCCACUCUCAGACAGUCGUGGUGUGUGGCAAUUGCCAGACCGUGCUCUGCCAGCCGACCGGCGGGCGUGCCAGGCUCACAGAGGGCUGCUCCUUCAGACGGAAGGGUGAUUGAACUUAUCUACAAUUUCUCCUUAAUGGUUGAAGAAGUUCACAUGUAAGGUCUGAGCUGUUUCUUUGAAUUUUUGGAUCAUUCGAUGUUAGGUUGGUAAUUUAAAUGUCUUGGGGCUAUUUUCUUGUCUGCCUUUGCUUUUGCUAAAGCUUUGUUGAAAACUCAUUUUUGUCGAUUGCAAUUGUGUCCUGGGAUUAGUUUUGUCAUAAACAAACGGGUAUUUACUCUUAAGAAGAUGAUGAAUUGAGUUAAUUAUCUUUA
Molecule: messenger RNA, 650 nt
Organism: Zingiber officinale
Lineage: Eukaryota; Viridiplantae; Streptophyta; Magnoliopsida; Zingiberales; Zingiberaceae
Product: 40S ribosomal protein S27-2-like
Exons: 4
Coding region: 21-392 (123 amino acids)
Biological process (GO): ribosomal small subunit assembly; translation
Cellular component (GO): cytosolic small ribosomal subunit; ribosome
Molecular function (GO): structural constituent of ribosome; RNA binding
Source: RefSeq, a predicted model, not a curated record